CCCAGUUUAAAGUAGAAGCAGAAAGCCAACUGUCCUUGCCGUUUUCCUCGACGUUUCCUAUUGCGGCUGCUGUUUUCCCCUGGAAGACGGAUUGCGGUGGUGUAGCGGAAUUUGGGGGGUCUCCCCUGGCUUGAAGGAGAAAAGUGGAGAGAGAUCAGUCAGUACCUCUAAAACUGGAAGUUAUUUUUGCCUGACAAGCCUGAAUCAAUAAUAAAGUGGCCUGAGGACAGCUUUACUUUGUUUUUUUGCAUUCCCCCCCCCCUUUGAAAUUGGCAUUAUUUUAUAAUGGUAUAUUAAAAAAAAUGAACACUGGCUUGAAACUUGCCUUGUCUUACACCUUUUUCCAGGGAAGGCACUGAACACAUUUUUAUUUUGCGUUUGGAAAGACCUUUUAUAAUGACAAAAAAUAGGAACUAAUCUCUUGCCAUUGGAAGGAGAAAAAGACCAUAGUGGGAAAAAAAAUUGGUUAUUAUAGUUUGUUUUUCAGUUGCUGCGCUUAGAGUUGGUUUUUGUUCAGAACAAUUCGUACAGAUUCUACUUUUAAGAAUUUUUUAGAAAUCUUUGUGAGGAGGAUUUUGAUUAGAGACUGCUUCCCUCAAAACCUGACCCAAGUACUUUAAAAGUGGAAUGUGAAGUAAAGCUGAGCAGUUUCUUAAACAGAAGGCAAAAUGUUUUAAAACCAUAAAGUUCUAUGUUUAAUUGACAACUGUUUUAUAUCUAAGCCUUUUUCAUUCCUAUUUUAUUCUAUGAUUAUGCACUUUGGUUUUUAUUUAAUUGUGAAAAAGGGAAAAAUUACUGUACUUAUAUAUUCAUAAAUUACAGCUUUGAAAUCUUUAACAGAGAAUUGGGAAUUUUAAAAUGCCACGAUAAGCUUGUUUUAAUAAAACACCCAAUAGUGUCUUCUUCAGAAGUUUUAGACAAGUGUUGCUGGAGGGGUUCCUCCUUAUUCUCCAUUAAUGAGUCCUGGUGGUGGUGUUGGAGGACCCAUGAAAGACUGUGAAUACAGUCAGAUCAGCACUCAUAGCUCCUCUUCUCCCAUGGAGUCCCCCCAUAUGAAGAAAAGCAUUUCCAAGAGAAAAUGGGAGGUUUUCCCUGGAAGAAACAAAUUUUUUUGCAAUGGAAGGAUCAUGAUGGCUCGACAGUCUGGAGUCUUCUACUUGACACUUGUUCUUAUUUUGGUUACCAGUGGACUCUUUUUUGCAUUUGAUUGUCCGUAUUUAUCUGAGAAGAUUACACCUGCAAUUCCUGCUGUUGGAGCAGUUCUGUUCUUUUUUGUUAUGGGGACCUUGCUACGUACUAGUUUUAGUGAUCCUGGAGUCUUGCCUCGUGCAACACCAGAAGAAGCAGCAGAUCUAGAAAGGCAAAUAGGUAACACAGAAGAUAUUGCAAAUGGCUCUAGUACAGGAGGAUACCGACCCCCUCCCAGAACAAAAGAAGUAAUCAUUAAUGGUCAGGCAAUUAAAUUAAAAUACUGUUUCACCUGCAAGAUUUUCCGUCCACCCCGUGCCUCACAUUGCAGCCUUUGUGAUAACUGUGUAGAACAGUUUGAUCAUCAUUGUCCCUGGGUAGGCAACUGUGUGGGGAAAAGAAACUACAGAUUUUUUUAUAUGUUUAUUUUAUCUCUGUCAUUUCUGACAGUUUUUAUAUUUGCAUUCGUUAUUACCCACAUCAUCCAUCGAACUCAGAAAACAAGAUUUUUAACUGCACUUAAAGACAGUCCUGCAAGCGUCCUAGAAGCUGUGGUGUGUUUCUUCUCCGUUUGGUCCAUUGUUGGGCUCUCAGGUUUUCAUACUUAUUUGAUCAGCUCCAAUCAAACAACCAAUGAGGAUAUCAAGGGAUCUUGGUCAAAUAAAAGAGGCAAAGAAAACUUCAAUCCUUAUAGCUAUGGCAACAUUUGUGCUAAUUGUUGCUCAGCACUUUGUGGGCCCAUUUCUCCUAGUUUAAUUGACCGAAGAGGAUUUAUCCAACCAGAUACCCCUCAGCCAGCAGCUUCCUCAAAUGGCAUUACAAUGUAUGGGGCCACACAGUCUCAGAGUAAUAUGUGUGAUCAAGAUCAGUGCAUUCAAAGCACUAAAUUCGUUUUGCAGGCCGCUGCUACCCCACUCCUCCAGAGCGAGCCCAGCCUAAGUAGUGAAGAGCUGCCUUUACCAGGGAAAAAUACUCUUGGUGCUCCCUGUGCUAUGGUGACACUAGGACAACCAACACCACCUUCUUCCAUCCCAAAUCUCACAUCAGAAACAAGCUUGUCAGAAAUGAUACCAUUAAAAGAGGAUCCUGAAAAUCAUCCGUUUCUUACUCCUGAAGAAGCUCCACCCGGGAUGUUGCCCCUUGGAUAUGCCCUGACACACAGCCGCACCGUGCACAGCCUCAGCCUGGUUAGCCAGGAUUCACUGCAUGAAGACUCAGUGCGUGGCCUUGUUAAACUCAGCUCAGUCUAAACGAUAUAGAACACGACCGCAAUUAAACAGACCUUAUUUAACUCCAAGAGCAAUUAGCCUUUGGAAUCUGACAUACAUAUGUCACUGAAAAUUAUUAUGUAAAGAAGUCUAUUGAAAGGACAAAUUAUUUUUGUGCCGUGAAGUUAACGAUUACAUUUGUUUUAUAGCCAAUUUAUUGGUGGCUUGGGUUUGAUGGUUAUGUUGUUAGAUAACCAAUUUAGUUGAAAUUUGUUCAGUGAUUUAUAAUGUCCAGCAAUUUGGAAUCCUGGUACUACAGAGGUGGUUAUUAUAGUGCUUAAAAUAUGAAUGAAUAUAAGCGUCAUAUUCCAUGUUUUAUAAAGUUCCUUGUUGUAAUACUACCCUUUGUAGCCAGACAUUACUGUGCUACUCAUAUUUGAAACAAGAUUGCCAUUGGAUGAAUGCAAAAUCAAUAAGGGUUGCAAUUGUGGAUUUGCAUGCCACAUUACAUUGGGUGUUAUAGUAGUGUUGGUUUUUGAAAGACAGUGCUGCUUUACUAUUUGUGAGUACCAAAGUGCUGUUCAUUGUAAAAGACAGUACAACAAACAAUUACUUUUUUCAAUCAAUCAAUUAUAAAUAAAUGAACUGGUGGUGCUCAAUUAUGAAGGAUUACCUGUUUUUGCAUAUCAUUUACUUUUUAGUGUGAAAUAACAUAGAUUUCUCUCCGCCCAUCCCCACAAGAUCUAGAUAUUCAGUAAAAUGGCAUUCUCUGUAUCUUUAGAUAUGUAUACAUUCUCUCCAUACAAAGCUGAUGCAAAACAGCAUAUUACAAUGCAAUAAAGUACUUUUUUCCCUGAGAUCAUUAAGCAGCCAAAGGAACUUCCAAGACCCAAUUAUAGAUUAAUUUGAAUAUUUAUACAGUUUUAUACAUGACCUAUUUAAUGAUGUUAUAUGCCAAUAAUUGAUCUGCUUGUUAAAAAUUACUUGAUGUUAGUUGGUUGGAUUGAGAAAACUUCCGUUUUCAAAAGGAUUUUGAUUCAGCAGAGGCUUCCAUACAAAGAUUGCCUCCUACAUUGUUAAAAAAAAUGAUCACAAAAGAACAGUCUAUAAUAGGAUGGGGGUGACAUGAAGGUACUAGGCAAGAAAAAGAACUAGUGAAAAGGUGGGGGGGGCUUGUCCCUCUUAAUGAUUUCGGAAGCCAUCACUGCUCCCUGAGGGAUUUCGUUUAUUUGUUUGAGGCUCACAGUUAAGAUUAUGGGAGGAAUCUAGCUUGAAAGGACACUCAUAUUCUUAACUUUGUUGAUAGAACAAGGGUCACUGGGAAGUACCUCAACAGUUUGUAAUCAAUAACUUUCGGCCAUCAUUAUUAACAAAAAUGUUUCAAUUUAAAUUUGUGGUUGAUGCUUGAUUCUAAGAAAUUUCUUAUGGCUUAAAGAAAAGAUAUUCCCUCAGAGAUAACAAACAUAAUAAGAACUUAAAAGUUGCAAGCCAUUGCAUUUUGUCUUGGUUUAAGAUGCUAGGACCCGCAAUACCCUUUUCUCAGGACAAAGUUUAGUGUGCAAAGUUAUUUUUGUGGCUGUGUGUGUGUUUGUAUAUACACAUACACGCUAAGCAUAGCUGCAGGGAAGUACACUUACAGAUUGUGAAGAAACAAAUACAUUGCAUCUCAAAGACACUGACAAUAUACCUUUAGAAGGAAAAAAGCACAAUGUUUUAAUUGGAAUAAGGCCAUCUUUAUUACUACAGAAAUGCCAGAUGACUUAAUGGGGAAGGAAAAAAAACCUUACACUGUGUACAAUUUUGUAAUUUUUUUUCUGAGUAGUGAUAAGAGAUUUUUCUUUUGUUUGCAUGUAUAGAAAAUAACCAGAAAUGUCUUUUUCCCAUUUUACAGAAAACUAUUCAUGGUGCACAGUUAUUUGACUGUGACCAAAAUGUUUACAGCUUUCAUGUAAAGAGAUAUUGUCUGUUUUUCUGCCUGACCUCACAGGAUUUAUUUAAAAUCCACCAUGUGUUACGCUAGCGCAUGCCCAUUCCAAAGAAGAAAAAGAAGAACUAGGUGAGUUGUAUUCUCUUCAUGUAGUAAAGGUGAUUACUACAUGGACCAGCAACAAAUAGCUGUUAAUUCCAUAUAAUAACAGGGAGUGGCUAAUUUGGAGGAGAUUUAGUGAGUUGACACAAAGGAAGCCAACUUCCUCAGAAAGCCCAUGUAAUUGUUUGCCAUUUCUAUACAACAAACACCUCGAAGUUCACAAUCCUCAAACUGGCUUGGUGAGUUCAUGAUAGGAAGUAUGGGAUGAUACAUCAUGAGAAUUUCUAAACACAGCCUAGGUUAUUGUUAUUUUUAUCCCAAGCAUUGUGAAUUGGCUAUAUUUUUAGAAAAGAGAAUCAAGAUAGAAGAAAUGACUUUUGCCUCAUUACAUUAAAAUAGGAUUUUAGCCAUUCUUUAAAAUCCAUUCUUUAAAAUAAAAUUACGUUACUGCUGAGGUAAUAACUUGAUAUAAUUUAUUUUUAAGAGACAUAGAUAUUGGUUAGAGCAGUGUAUCCAUUUAACAAGCUUAGUAUUUUACUAAUUCAAUUGACAUCAGAAAAUAGAUCAUCCAUUUCCUGUAGUGUAAAAAUUCAACAAUGUUAAAUAUUUUACCCUGCCAUUACUGCUUCGCAGCUGUGAAGCUCACACCAUGGAAUAGAAGUAUUUAAAAAAUGUAAUGGCUCACAUUUCCAGAGAAAUGCUCAUUUUAUUUAACUAGCAUUUUUUGAAUAUCCUUGCCAUUAGGAAAUUGCAGUGUCACAUGUGAUACCAGACCCAUUUGGGUUUCUUUGGUUUUUUUCAGUCUGGCAAGGAUAGAAGGUUAUCCUGUCAUUUUUAAGCAUACAUCUCAUUUAAAGCUUUCAAGUGCUGCACUGCAAUAUGGGAUAUCUUCCUUGGCUUACCUGAUGUUUGAGAAAAGCUUAUGUACAGAAAAGUACUGUGAAUACCUAUUUUAGAACAAAUUAUUUUUGUUUGCAUUGAUGUUUAGUAUUUUUUGCUGUUUAUACUGUUUCUGACUUUAUGUUGAAGAAUAAAAAUACAGCCUUUUUAAGCA
Pseudonaja textilis is the source of this 5479-nucleotide messenger RNA. RefSeq names its product zDHHC palmitoyltransferase 14 (gene ZDHHC14). The record is from RefSeq and is a predicted model, not a curated record. Gene Ontology annotation, cellular component: endoplasmic reticulum; Golgi apparatus. Gene Ontology annotation, biological process: protein targeting to membrane; peptidyl-L-cysteine S-palmitoylation. Gene Ontology annotation, molecular function: protein-cysteine S-palmitoyltransferase activity. NCBI's taxonomy places the organism in Eukaryota, Metazoa, Chordata, Lepidosauria, Squamata, Elapidae.